Molecule: messenger RNA, 2035 nt
Organism: Bombyx mandarina (wild silkworm)
Lineage: Eukaryota; Metazoa; Arthropoda; Insecta; Lepidoptera; Bombycidae
Gene: Gat
Product: sodium- and chloride-dependent GABA transporter
Biological process (GO): amino acid transport; sodium ion transmembrane transport; nitrogen compound transport
Cellular component (GO): neuron projection; plasma membrane
Molecular function (GO): gamma-aminobutyric acid:sodium:chloride symporter activity
Source: RefSeq, a predicted model, not a curated record
CAAUGUUGCGCGCGAUAGUUUGACUUGUGUUUUGUGCUGUGCGGUGUGAGUGUGCCGUGAGCGGUCAUGCUGUGUUCUUUAUAAUCUCAACAACAUACUUCUAGCCUUCGUACAUUAUAUAAAAAUGUUGAUUCAGUUUACUUAAUCUAAAUUAAAAGUAAAUAAAACGAAGGAUUGGUACGAAAAAGUAUUGGAUUGAAAACAGAAGAGAGAACAAGAUAAAGAGAUGGACGUGAAAAACGAUGAUAUUGAACUUAGCGUGCAGGGAACAAGCAAGCCAAGUGACGUCGCGAUCAAAUCCAAUUUGCCGGAGCGAGAAUCCUGGGCCAGCAAGCUAGACUUCAUCCUUUCUGUAGUUGGCUUGGCCAUUGGACUUGGUAACGUUUGGCGUUUCCCUUACCUCUGUUACAAGAAUGGCGGGGGAGCCUUCCUCAUUCCUUACUUCCUUACACUCUUCCUCGCUGGUAUACCGAUGUUUUUCAUGGAACUGGCCAUGGGACAAAUGCUGACGAUUGGAGGCCUCGGCGUUUUUAAGAUCGCCCCGAUUUUUAAAGGCAUUGGCUACGCUGCAGCCGUGAUGUCUUGUUGGAUGAAUGUUUACUACAUCGUAAUUCUGGCCUGGGCUAUAUUUUACUUCUUCAUGUCGAUGCGCUCAGAUGUUCCAUGGCGUAAUUGCGACAAUUACUGGAACACACCGAGUUGCGUGAACCCUUACGAUCGUAAGAACCUGACUUGCUGGUCUAGCAAGGAUAUGUCGACUUAUUGCAUCCUCAACGGCAAGAACUUCACCAAAGCUAUGCUCUCUGAUCCGGUCAAGGAAUUUUGGGAACGCCGCGCCCUACAGAUUUCAUCAGGCAUCGAGCAUAUUGGCAACAUCCGCUGGGAAUUAGCCGGGACCUUGCUUCUCGUUUGGGUUCUGUGUUACUUCUGCAUUUGGAAAGGAGUGAGAUGGACAGGCAAAGUUGUUUACUUUACUGCACUGUUUCCAUACUUUUUGCUUACCGUGCUGUUAAUUAGAGGUAUAACGUUACCGGGAGCCUUGGAAGGGAUAAAGUUCUACGUGAUGCCAAACAUGUCCAAGCUACUGGAGUCUGAAGUAUGGAUUGACGCUGUCACUCAAAUCUUUUUCUCGUACGGACUAGGCCUCGGCACUUUAGUAGCUCUUGGUAGCUACAACAAGUUCACGAACAAUGUUUACAAGGACGCUCUGAUAGUCUGCUCUGUUAACUCCAGUACGUCAAUGUUUGCUGGUUUCGUCAUCUUUUCUGUGGUUGGCUUUAUGGCGCAUGAACAGCAGCGUCCUGUGGCUGAAGUCGCCGCUUCUGGUCCGGGCUUGGCAUUUCUGGCGUACCCAUCAGCCGUCCUUCAGUUGCCAGGUGCACCGCUCUGGUCUUGCCUGUUCUUCUUCAUGUUACUCCUCAUUGGCUUGGACAGCCAGUUCUGCACCAUGGAAGGCUUCGUGACCGCCGUCAUCGACGAAUGGCCUAAACUCUUGAGAAGGCGAAAGGAAGUGUUCAUUGCAAUUACUUGCGUUAUUUCUUAUCUGGUCGGAUUGUCUUGUAUCUCUGAAGGUGGCAUGUACGUUUUUCAAAUCCUCGACUCGUACGCUGUCUCUGGUUUCUGUCUGCUGUUCCUCAUUUUCUUUGAGUGCGUCUCCAUCUCGUGGGCCUUCGGUGUUAACCGUUUCUAUGACGGGAUCAAGGAAAUGAUCGGAUACUACCCAAUGAUUUGGUGGAAGUUCUGCUGGGUUGGAUUCACUCCUGCCAUUUGCAUUAGCGUUUUCAUCUUCAAUCUCGUGCAGUGGACUCCAAUCAAAUACAUGAAUUACGAAUACCCCUGGUGGUCCCACGCAUUUGGAUGGUUUACCGCUUUAUCUUCGAUGCUGUGUAUCCCUGGGUACAUGGUAUACCUGUGGCGUGUCACCCCCGGAACCUGGCAUGAGAAAUUCAACACGAUCGUACGCAUUCCCGAAGACGUGCCAUCUCUACGAACAAAGAUGCAAGCUGAAGAACAAGCAAAACAUGGCAAAGCCUAG